This is a messenger RNA of Nothobranchius furzeri (turquoise killifish), 2485 nucleotides long. RefSeq names its product plastin 1 (I isoform) (gene pls1). Gene Ontology annotation, molecular function: actin filament binding; calcium ion binding. The record is from RefSeq and is a predicted model, not a curated record. Gene Ontology annotation, cellular component: actin filament; actin filament bundle; cytoplasm. Gene Ontology annotation, biological process: actin filament network formation; actin filament bundle assembly. Lineage: Eukaryota; Metazoa; Chordata; Actinopteri; Cyprinodontiformes; Nothobranchiidae.
ACCUCAGGUCCUGGCAGGACAAAGGUCUACUAAGCGAUUCCUUCUUUGAGAAGUAAUCAGCAGUUAAGCCACUCUAGGAUCCAACGUCUUCAUUCCAGAGGAAGGUUGAACAGAACUCUGAUAGAUACCACUCCUACAGCCUGGCUGAAGGAGCACAUGACAAACGCUACCAUGGAGAAUCAUUUCACACAGAUUUCUCGAGUGGACUUGGAAGAGUUAAGAGAGGCCUUUGAUAAAAUCGACAUUGAUAACAGUGGCUUUGUGAGUGACUUUGAGCUCCAGGAGCUGUUCAGAGAAGCCAGCCUCCACCUGCCAGGGUACAAAGUGCGAGAGAUCGUCGAGACCUUCAUCGCAGGAGACACAAACAAAGACGAGAAGAUCAGCUUUGAAGAGUUUGUCUCCAUUUAUCAAGAGCUGAAGAGUAAGGAGUUCAGUGAAACAUUCAGGAAAGUCCUCUCAAGGAGAGAUGGGAUCUACUCCUUCGGCGGAACAUCUGGAGUCUCUUGUGAGGGAACGCAGCACUCCUACUCAGAUGAAGAGAAAGUGGCUUUUGCUAGGUGGAUCAACAAAGCUUUGGCAAAGGAUCCUGACUGCCAACAUCUGCUGCCCAUCAACCCCAACAAUGAGAGCCUUUUUUCCUCCAUCCGUGAUGGCAUCUUGUUAUGUAAAAUGAUCAACCUCUCUCAGCCUGACACCAUCGAUGAGAGGGUCAUCAACACAAAGAAGCUCACCACCUUCAACAUGAGGGAAAAUAUCAUCCUGGCUCUGAACUCUGCUUCGGCGAUCGGCUGCACGGUGGUGAGCAUAGACGCCCAUAAUCUGAUGGCUGGGAAACCCCAUCUGGUCCUUGGGCUGCUGUGGCAGAUUAUCAAGGUUGGACUUUUUGCUGAUAUAGAGAUCACCAGGAACGAAGGUCUGAUCACUCUUUUGAUGGAAGGAGAAGAGCUGGAUCAUCUGAUGUCUCUCUCUCCUGAGGACCUACUGCUGAGAUGGGUCAACUAUCAUCUCAGCAAUGCAGGAACGCAAACAAUCAGCAAUUUCAGUUCUGAUAUAAAGGACUCAAGGGCCUACUUUUACCUUUUGGACCAGAUUGCUCCUCAAGAUGAAGAUGAAUUCCAUUUAGGGGUCAAGAUUGACAUGACAGGCCUCGACGAAGGGAACUUGGAGCGAAGGGCUGAGCUGAUGCUGCAGGAAGCUGCCAAGUUGGACUGCAGGCAGUUUGUUUCUCCUCAUGACGUCACGUCAGGAAACAGCAAACUCAACACGGCCUUCGUAGCAAACUUAUUUAACAUGCACCCAGGUCUGCAGAAGGCUCACAUCAAUGCAACCAGCCUGGAAGGGGAGCAUAUAGAAGCGGAAACCAGAGAGGAGAAAACGUUUCGCAACUGGAUGAACUCUCUGGGAGUCUCACAUGUCAACCACCUUUAUCGGGAUCUGUGUGAUGGCACGGUAAUCCUGCAGCUUUUGGAAAAAGUCAAAGUGCCUGUAAACUGGAAACAAGUUAACAGCCCACCUUAUCCUUUCCUGGGUGGAAACAUGAAAAAGUUGGAGAACUGUAACUAUGCUGUGAAGCUGAGCAAGGAUGUAGCUAGCUUCUCCCUCGUUGGUGUUGGAGGAGAAAACAUCAAUGAAGGAAGCCGUACACACACCCUGGCUCUAGUCUGGCAGCUGAUGAGAAGGUACGCCGUCAUGGUUUUGUCAGAUUUGGGCAACGGAGAGAAGAUUGGAGAUCAGGUUAUCCUGAACUGGGUCAAUAACACUCUGAAAAAGCAACGAAAGGACUCACAGAUCAGCAGCUUUAAAGACAAGCUGAUCAGCACCAGUUUGCCUGUGAUUGACCUGAUCGACGUCAUUGCUCCCUGUACCGUCAAAUGGGACAUGGUGAAGAGAGCAGAAAAAGGAGUGCUGACGAAUGAAGAGAAACUCAACAAUGCCAAGUAUGCUAUCUCACAGGCCCGUAAGAUCGGCGCUCGUGUUUAUGCUCUGCCCGAUGAUCUGGUGGAAGUAAAUCCUAAAAUGGUGCUGACGGUGUUCGCCUGCCUCAUGGGGCAUGAUCUGAAAAAGGCCAAACGUUGAAACAGAAACCCAUAGAAAUAAACAAAUCUGUACAAAACACACAGUCGCAAACUUUUCCAUAAAAACAUUUCCAUUGUUGUAAUCUUGUUUCUGUGACCUGCAGCCUUCCUACAAUCACCAAAAUUCCAAAGAUAAAAUUCACAGUUUUUUGUUAUCCUUCGAAACAGUCAGCCUUACUUAAAGAUGGAUUUUUUUCUUUGUAAAUCAGCUGCAUUUGUUAUAUAUUAUUUUAACUUUAUAAAACUUUUAUUUUUGCUUUACAGGAUAUUUUUGUCUCUGCAUUAUUUUCCCUCUGCAAUAUACACUGGGGAAUAAUUAAAUCCCACACACAAAAGUCUUUUCGUGAAGUCUCAGAAUGUCUGCAUUUAUUAUUUAAUAAUAGAAAAAUUGAAUAAACAUUUUAACAGUU